GGUAGUACUCACUAACACAGUAUUGAUGACGAAUAUAAACAGAGAGAGCGGGCUGCUGCAAGAACAAUCCAGGAAGACGAAGACAAGAAUGAGGUGGAGUGCUAUGGCUAUGUCUACAUCGGCAGCACAGGGAGGGAUCAUCCUCCUCUUCCUCUUCCUCUUGCUGCAGUUGAUCUGCACUCCCUGCAGCUGCUCCUCGCCGGGGGGGGCAGCAAGCAGCAGCAGAGUUGUGAGGCAUCUCCCGGGGUUCGAUGGGGAGCUCCCCUUCGAGCUGGAGACCGGGUACGUGGAGGUGGACCACACCACCGGCGUGCGCCUCUUUUACUACUUCAUCCGGUCAGAGAGCAACCCGGAGGAGGACCCCUUCUUGCUGUGGCUCACCGGAGGCCCCGGCUGCUCCGCCUUCUCCGGCCUCGUCUACGAGAUCGGACCCCUCAGCUUCGAUCUCCAUGGACAUGGACAUGGAGAUGGAGGAGUGCCAAAGCUGGUGUACAAGGCGGAGUCGUGGACGAGGCUGAGCAACGUCAUCUUCCUCGACUCGCCUGUCGGAACUGGGUUUUCCUACGCCGCCACCGACGCAGGCUUCCGCUCCAGUGACACCAUUGCUGUCCACCAGAUUCUCGUCUUCCUCAACAAGUGGUUUGGGGAAUUGCACCCGGAGUUCCUGUCCAAUCCUCUCUACAUCGCCGGCGACUCGUACUCCGGAAUGAUUGUGCCGGCUGUCACCCUCGGAAUCGCGACUACUAGUCCUAGUUCUGUCCAACAACUUCAUCUUGUUGGGACCAAGACUGAACAACCAUAUUCUCUCAAUCUAAAGGGAUACAUUCUGGGCAAUCCAGUCACUGAUCACGACUUCGACACCGCAUCCAAAAUUCCAUUUGCUCAUGGGAUGGGCCUCAUUUCUGACCAACUGUACGAGGCAUACAAGAAGAGCUGCAGUGCCAAGGACAACACUCAGCAGCAAAGUGUUCAGUGCACCAAUACUCUUGAUGCCAUAGAUGAGUGUGUCAAGGACAUAUACGCAAAUCACAUUCUGGAGCCUUACUGCACUUUUGCAAGCCCUCAUCAUCCUCACAAGCUCAUCAAUAAGCCUGCAUUUACUUCGGGAGUACGCCAGAUGCUCCAACUCCAAGACCUUCACUUGUCUGAGAUCUCUUCAGAAUGCAGAACCGCAGAAUAUACCAUGUCCAGGAUAUGGGCAAACAAUGACACAGUAAGAGAGGCCCUUGGAAUUCACCAGGGAACAGUUCCUUCGUGGCAAAGAUGCAACUACGACGUAUUGUAUACUUCUGAUAUAAAAAGUUCAGUAAGAUACCAUCUGGAUUUGACAACUAGAGGCUACAGAAGCCUAAUUUACAGUGGUGAUCAUGACAUGGUUAUUCCUUUCAUCGGCACGCAAGCCUGGAUUAAGUCUCUGAAUUUCCCUGUUGUGGAUGAGUGGAGACCAUGGUUUGUGAAUGGACAAGUUGCAGGAUAUACAAGGUCAUACUCUAAUAACCUCACAUUUGCAACUGUCAAGGGUGGUGGACAUACUGCUCCAGAAUACAUGCCAAAGCAAUGCCUUGCUAUGCUUGGAAGGUGGGUUUCUGGCGAUCCUCUUUGAUGGUGAAGGUAUCUACAUCCACAGCUUGAUCGAACUGGUUGUCCCCAGCGGCACCUAGCUUAUUGCUCCUUGACUCUUGCCCGGCGGACGGCGGCGGCGGCGCUGAGUCAUCCAGCAGUGGCUGGCGGUUCCCUGAAAAAGCUAGCGCCUCAUCUCAAGGUGUGGAUGUAGCUAGCUUCCUGGAGUGAGCCAUUAGCCUGAGAGCUGAGAUGGCCCCAUGCUUCACCACAGCAGGCUGCAUAUAUUUGGGUGUUGGCAGAGAUCAUUUUCUAUCUAGUGUCGUGUGGUGACUAACUGAAAAGAUAUUGUGCGAUUAUUUUGCUACUACAAACAUUAGUUGGUAUUCUUUGAAUCUUACAUAACCUAGUAUUAUGUAUAUGGAUGGGAUUUUCUCAAAAUUUAUUAAGCUUUAUAAGCUGUUACAUUAAAAAAAGUUUUGUUUGAUUGAAUAGAAAUUUGA
This is a messenger RNA of Oryza brachyantha (malo sina), 2063 nucleotides long. RefSeq names its product serine carboxypeptidase-like 13. The transcript is spliced from 8 exons. The record is from RefSeq and is a predicted model, not a curated record. Lineage: Eukaryota; Viridiplantae; Streptophyta; Magnoliopsida; Poales; Poaceae. Gene Ontology annotation, molecular function: acyltransferase activity, transferring groups other than amino-acyl groups; serine-type carboxypeptidase activity. Gene Ontology annotation, biological process: secondary metabolic process; proteolysis. Bases 26 to 1603 code for a protein of 525 amino acids.